This is a messenger RNA of Dendrobium catenatum, 1344 nucleotides long. RefSeq lists its product as uncharacterized. The transcript is spliced from 5 exons. NCBI's taxonomy places the organism in Eukaryota, Viridiplantae, Streptophyta, Magnoliopsida, Asparagales, Orchidaceae. The record is from RefSeq and is a predicted model, not a curated record. The coding region runs from base 1 to 1344 and encodes 447 amino acids.
AUGGAGAGGCUGGGAGCUUCUCAUGCAAAAUUGGAGAGGAGGGUUGGAUUUCUGCAAAUUGAGAAGAGGUGUAAGGUCAAGGAGCUGAAUGUGACUCUUGGUCAUUUGAAUACUUGGUGGAAGCAAAGAGCUAAAGUGAAGUGGAUUGAAGAGGGUGAUGCAAAUACAAAGUUAUUUCAUGCAUUUGAUAAUGCUAGGAAGAAUGGUAAUUUGGUUCCUCAAUUAAAAAACAAUAAUGGUUCUCUUACCGAAGACCCCAAAGAGAUAGAAGAGCUGUUUUAUAACUAUUUUCAGAAGAAAUGGGAUGACAGAGAUAGUGUAUUGACAGAUUGGUCACCUCAUUGGAAGGUUUUAAAUGAUGAAGAUAGAACCUGUUUGGAAGCUGAUUUACGGGAUUCAGAAAUCUGGGAAGUAGUAAGGAAUUCUGGAAACAACACGGCACCGAGAUUUGAUGGAAUCACGUACUCCUUCUUUAAACAUUACUGGAGCAUUGUAGGUAUGGAUGUUUGUAUGGUUGUGAGAAGUUUUUUCUUAACUGGUAGAAUGGAUAAAGAUUGGAAGAACAAUAUUGUAGUCCUUAUUCCCAAGAGCAACAACCCAGUUACUCCAACUGGAUUUCAGCCUAUAAGCUUGUAUGUUCAUAAAGCUGGUGAUGGAAUGCAUCUUGGAACCAAGCUACUCUAUUCUCAUCAAUGGGGAAAGGAUUUGGGCAUCAAAAUUACAUCCAAAGGACAAAGGAUAUCCCAUUUGCUCUAUGCGGAUGAUGUACUUUUAUUUGCUGAUGCAAAGAGGAAAAGUUUUAAAAGAUUGAAGGAUAUUAUUGAUGAUUACUGUAGUUGGACUGGACAAAGAAUCAACUACCAUAAAUCUGCCAUGAUUUAUGGUAAAAGAGUUGAUAGAAGGGAGAGGAAGACUGAUUACCAAUCUCUCUUCGACAAGUCUAUGAAGAAGUUGAACUCAUGGAGUAAUAAAUUCAUCUCUUUGGCAGGCAGGAUGGUGUUGGUGAAUUCGGUUUAUGUUAACUUCCCUAUUUUUAUUAGUUCACACUCUCUCAUUCCUUUAGGAGUUUUGAAGGAAUUUGAGAGAUUAUGCAGAAAUUACAUAUGGAAUAAGGCAGAUGGAAGUCAUGGACUACAUUAUGUUGCUUGGAAUGAAAUUUGUAAGCCAAAAGCUUUGGGUGGUUGGGGGAUAAAGUCUGCACUCUCUAGCGUGGAAUCCUUAAGAGCCAAGUUUGCUUGGAAGUUGGUAAAGUCUCCGAAUUCUUUGUUGAAUAAGAAUUUAUUAUGCAAAUAUGGAGAAGACUGGUGGAAUGAUGACAAUAAGAAGGGUGGUUCUCCUUCUUAG